AUCGAUAUAUCGGUUUAGCUUUUGUGAUAUCGAUAUCAGUAAGCGUCCCGGCCUAGCAUUAAUAAGCAUUUAGUUUUCCCGGCAAAAGUGUUAUUUUCCAAAAAUUUGCACUGAAGCACAAGAAAUAUAUUUCAUAUACAACGCGCGUAAGUAACUGUACAUAUGGCCACAGACAAAACUCCAAUGCAGGGUGCUCAGGUGCUCCUGAAGACCAAGACGCGAUCCGCCAAGAGGCGGGACUCCAACAGUGACUCGCCAAAGACCUGGCGAGCAUGCAAUAUUCGACUGUCAAAGCGCCUCCGACGCCUGAUUGUCGCCGAUAAGAAGCGGUCGCGACUUCGCGACCACGAAACUAAUAUAUCCCGCAGGAAGAUGGCUUUGUCGACCUGGGCUUUUUUAAUUAUCAUCCUUUGUGCUGGCCUAUGCCUGCAUUUCAAUGACAACUCCCUAACGGUAAAUGAAUUCUUGUUGAACUACAAGAACCAAUACUACUCGAUCGUCAACAACCGGGACAAUUACUGCGACCGCUUCCAGCGGCUGAGCGAUAUGGUUGUACAUGUCCGCCGCCAAGUCUUGAACCAGGAUCAGGCGCUGAGCGAUUUGGAACGUGCACUUGACAGCCCCACCCACCAGAUCAUUGCAUUAGUGGGCUCCUCCGGCGUAGGUAAGAGCCAAACUGCGCAUAUACUACACGACCGCUUUCCUUGGCCAGAGAAUGUAAAGACACUGUCGUGGAGCGGCACUCGAUCCCUGCGCCGGGUACAGGGAAUGCUGUCCCAUCUCGUACACUGCGGUCAGAAUAUGAUCCUGAUUGACAACAUGAUACCCGAGGAUGUGGAGCAUGUGCCCGUCAUCAAUGAAAUGAUAAAAGAACGCAAGGAUAUCGCCAAUAACACUGAGCAGCCGCACCUGAAACGGUUGACCGUAGUGCUUAUCUUUUCCGUGAGUCGGAUGCAAGCCAACGCGACCUACGAGGAGGAAAUUCAGUCUGUGCAAAAACUGCCAAAUACCCAUGUGAUUAGCUUUGCCACCCUGGAACCCAUCCAUCUCAUCGACUGCAUCCGUAGGGAGGCGAGGAUUAACAAAGUGGUUUUAGAUGAUGGUGAUAUUGAGGAAAUACGCAGGGGCAGUGAUGUGCACACCUUUGGCUGCAAGGCCGUACCGGCUAAAGUGCUGCUCUACGGAAAACCAAUGAUCUCCGAGGAUCGUAAAGGUAACGUAGGCCAUUCAAUAGACUGAAUAACUUAGAUUAGCAUUACACCAAGAGCGUUCCAAUUUAGAAGUUCUUUAAAUUUUAUUUUGAUAAUGUCGAAGACAAUUCUGAAAGCCAUACGUGAUAAAUUUAAAAGGAUAUUAGGACAAGACAUUAGGACA
Messenger RNA from Drosophila eugracilis, 1374 nucleotides. RefSeq lists its product as uncharacterized. NCBI's taxonomy places the organism in Eukaryota, Metazoa, Arthropoda, Insecta, Diptera, Drosophilidae. Bases 163 to 1239 code for a protein of 358 amino acids. The transcript has 3 exons. The record is from RefSeq and is a predicted model, not a curated record.